Molecule: messenger RNA, 3666 nt
Organism: Besnoitia besnoiti
Lineage: Eukaryota; Apicomplexa; Conoidasida; Eucoccidiorida; Sarcocystidae
Product: pyruvate phosphate dikinase, pep/pyruvate binding domain-containing protein
Exons: 24
Coding region: 1-3666 (1221 amino acids)
Biological process (GO): phosphorylation
Molecular function (GO): starch binding; ATP binding; kinase activity
Source: RefSeq, a predicted model, not a curated record
AUGGAGGCUGCGCAGACCGUCACCGUCCAGCUGGAGUGCGUCUGCUCGCGGACGCAUCCGGGGCAGGCCGUCUGGGUGCUUGGAAACGUUCCUUCGUUCGGAACGUGGAAACUCAACGAGGCGCUGCGGCUUGAAACCAGCCCUGACUCCUUCCCCACCUGGCGGCUGAGCAAGAAUGGCGUCCGCAUUCCCCGCGAACAAGACGUCGAGUUCAAGUUCGUCAUCAUGAGCGAAAACAGAGACUAUGUCGUCUGGGAACAGAUCUACAAUCGCAAGAUCUGCACAGGCUCGCCGAUCGUUUACCGAUGUACAUUCGACGAUUGGCAAAGCGAAACGAUCCCUUGGGAGCCUCCCUCGAAGAACUUGAAAGUCGACUUGAAGUUGUCUCCUGGCGCAGACACGCAGACGCAGCAGCCAACGUGGAUGGGCCGGUCGCCAGACACCGCAGCCUCGCCGCUGCAGCGGCUGUCGUCGGGUGUGGAUGUGCUUUCGUUGGGCUCCUCUCCGGCGAUUUCGCUCUCCACGUCAUCGCUGGGCGGCGGCUCGUCUUCGCCGUACUCGGUCGCGAGUCGCCUGCUGGACGCGGGGGAAGCAGGCUGCGACGACGCCGCCGAGAAGCGCGCAGGAAAAUCUGGAAAGGUCGAGGGCGGAGGCGAGCUGCCGUCGCCGUCUCUCGCGCGAGUUGUCGCGGGCGAGCGAAGUGCCCGCAGCUGGCGUGAGAAAAUCGAAGUCGUGAAGGACGUCAUCACCGCGGCACUCAAGGAUGGAAGACUCAAAAACGAACAGGAGACAGUCAAUCUCAUCGACUCCCUGGCGUACUGCAGCAUCUACCUGCGCUUCGUUUCGCAAGGCGACAUCCCGUGCGCGGAGGACGGUCGCCACUUCCGGCCGAAUCAUCACGCGAAUCUCUCCAAGGACCUCUGUCUCCUCCUGGAGCAAGUGAUGCUGGAAGUGAACUUCAAAGACGACGUGAUGUCCGACGCAAUUCGUCUCCUGGCGCGUUCGAUUGCCCCGUCGCUGCCUUCCUUCGGCGCGGCGUUCACUGCCGCACAGCCGCUCACGCGGAUUCGCGACAUUGCACAUCGAAACGACAUUCCCCCCGAGUUGAAAAAUGAAAUCAAACACACGAUUCAGAACAAACUGCACCGGUGCGCCGGUCCGGAAGACCUCGUCACGACUGCGAAGCUUCUCAACCGCAUUCACGGCAACCGCGGCGCCUAUCCGUCAGAGUUCGUCGCGGAGUUCGAGCGCUUUUACGACGAGCUGCGGCGCUUCUUCAAUGCGACGGACUUGGAGACGCGACUUCGCGAACUUCGCCAUCAGGAAGAUCCCCGCGCGGCUGAACUUAUCGAACGGUUCUUGGAGUCGAAGGCGCGCAGUGACGACCCGAAUGCGGGGUUGACAAAGUUGCUAGUCACGCUGUCGGUAUGCGUCGAGCUGCGAUCCUCGUUCGCCUGCCAGCUGCGCGACAGCGGCCCGGUUUUCCACCACCAAGAAGUUCACCAAGUCCAAGAAAUGCGCCUCGCGGAGAUCUUUCUUGACGACGUGGCCUUCGUGCUGCUUAGUCGCAGCGAGCAGCUCUUUGGGCAGGUUCUGGACAGCCGUUGGCCUGAGGCGAUCGAGGCAUUGUCCCUCGGAAUUCAAAACGUGCGCAUCAGCGGCGUGAAGCGGGACGAGUGCCGCGCGUUGGCCAGCGAGCUUUCUGCGUUGGCGCAUCAGCCGUUUCACUCCGAGGACGACUGGCUAGUGCUCAAGGCGUCUCUGGAGCGCUGCCGGCGCCUCUGCGAGGAUUUUACCGACCUUCAGAUUGCCCUCUUCGCGAACCGCUCGCUCGCCCUCGGGCAGCAGCUCAACCUUCCGCAACACGCCGUCAGGGUGUACUCAGAGGCCGUAAUCCGAUGCAGCGUUGUUUUUCAGAUUUCGAAGCUGUGCCGCACGCUGCUGCGGCGGCUGCACUCGCUGCUGAGUCUCCAGCCCUACGACGCGCUGGUGACGGGCGAGGCGGCUGGAUCGGUGCUGCUUUUCGACACACUCGAGGCGGGCGUGACUCACUGCCUGCGCCUGAACGCGGGCGCGGAGGCGGAAACGCCUCGCGACGCCGCAAGCCGCCCUAACGGCCGCCCUGCGCUGAACGGCGAGCGUGCCGGGGCGCCGCUCAUCCUCGCGGCGCGGGCUGCCAGCGGUGACGAGGAGAUCGCGGGGCUUGACGGCCCCCACGCGCGCGUCGUGGCGCUCGUCAUCGGGCACGACCUCCCCAUCCUCAGCCACCUAGGCGUUCGCGCGCGCCAGAAGGGCGUGCCAUUCGUCGCCUGCCAAGAGGCCUCGGCAUUCGUCCCCUUUGCCGCAGCGGAGGGAAAAGUUCUCUCGCUGACGGCCGACGCACGGACGGUGCAAUUCGAAGUCCUCGAGGGCACCAAGGCUGCGGAGGCGCUCAGUGCGCAGAAGAGACGCGAAGAAAGAGGCGGCGACGCUGGCAAAACGGCAGAAAAGAAUGCGCCUCUCCAGCUGCUUGCGACGUCGUGCUACCCGUUCUCGAGCUCGAUUCCCGCGGAGCUCCUCGCCGCUGCGGCGCCGCCGCGACCGCUCGGAGUCCACGACAUCCGCCUCGAGACUUGCGGCUCGAAGGCAGCCACGUGCGCGCGUCUUCGGCUUCUGGUCGAGGAGGCAGAAAACCAAAACGAAUUCUCGCCAAACAGCUUCUUGCCUGCGCCAGCCCCCGUCUUCGGCGCCGCCAGCUGCUUGGCCUUCCCGUACGGCACCGUCGAGUGGAUUCUUCAAGCGCAGGGCAAGACCGAGCAGUUCGGCGCUCUCAUCGAGAAACUCGAGACGGCAGCGCCGGGCCCGGAGCUGGACGACGCGACAGCGAAGAUGCAGGAUCUCGUCAUGCAUGUGGCGCUUCCGGAAGACCUCAUCCUGCCAGUCGUCGAGUGCUUCGGCGCUCGCUCGCGCCUCGUCGUGCGCUCCUCCGCGAACGUAGAAGACCUCAAAGGAAUGUCUGCGGCGGGCUUGUACGAGUCUGUCGCGAACGUGUCUGUCGGGGACCUCAACGCCUUUCAGUCGGCGGUGGCGACGGUCUGGGCGUCGCUCUACUCGCGUCGCGCGACUCUGGCGCGGCGCGCGGCCGGCAUUCCUCAGCAUCAAGCGUGCAUGGCAGUGCUUAUUCAGGACUUGGUGACUCCCGAGCUGAGUUUCAUUCUCCACACAGUAAAUCCGCUGGACACUCGAGAGGGCAACCGACUGUACGCAGAGAUCGCGCCAGGCUUAGGCGAGACGCUCGCCGGCGCAAGCACGCGAGGCUCGCCCUACCGAAUGACCGUCGAUAAAAGAACAGGCGAACUCCACAUGCUGGCUUUCUGUAACUACAGCACAUCUCUCGUCCCGGUCAUGCCGAGGACCAGGAGUUUCACGACGCUGCGCGACGGGCAAGUCCUGCAGCAGGCAGCGCCGAGCGUCACGCCUUCGGCACUGGUGAAGGCGAAAGUCGUGGACUACACGAUGGAGCCGAUGACCCAGGACCUCGGGUACAGAGUUCAUGUUGCGCAUCGGCUGGCCGCCGUCGCCGCGACGCUCGAGGCGAAGCUCGACGGCCCGCAGGACGUCGAGGGCGUCAUUGCGGGCGACGCGAUCUGGAUCGUCCAGUCGCGACCGCAGAGUUUUGCAGAGUGA